Messenger RNA from Esox lucius (northern pike), 450 nucleotides. It is a transcript of the gene spegnb, whose product is annotated as SPEG neighbor. The transcript is spliced from 4 exons. NCBI's taxonomy places the organism in Eukaryota, Metazoa, Chordata, Actinopteri, Esociformes, Esocidae. The record is from RefSeq and is a predicted model, not a curated record. The coding region runs from base 1 to 450 and encodes 149 amino acids.
AUGGAUUGUGUUGACAGCCUGAUUAUAUCUACAGAGAAAGUGAAUAUGUUGUUUGAUGACCGUGAAGGAACGAGCAAGAGACCACAAUCAGGAGAAAGUGACUGGAUACUUCCUGGAGCCUCACUAGGAUGUCUAAAGCUAAUACUGCUCCCCUUCGGAUUCACUCUGGACAUCAAAGAUAAACACGUUCAAGAUGCUGCUAUUCACAUCCAGUCAUACCAAGAUCAUGGAAAGGAGCUACGGGAGAAGGGCCCUCCAAAGAUCCUACAGGUGCUUAAGGACGUGGUGGUCCUGGACGGCAGCGCAGCUAAACUAGAGUGUAAGGUCAGCGCUUUCCCGACCCCUUUAUGGUGUGGUCCAAGGAUGGCAAAGAGCUUAAGGAUGAGCCAAAGUACCGCUAUGUGUUUGAAGACCCUGACGUGGUUGCCUUUGUGGUGCAAAACAAAUUAA